CCCGUGAAGAAGCCGAAGAUGGAGCAGAUCCAGGCCGACCACGAGCUCUUCCUGCAGGCCUUCGAGAAACCAACACAGAUAUAUAGAUUUCUACGUACCCGGAAUCUCAUAGCACCAAUAUUUUUGCACAGAACUCUCACAUAUAUGUCCCACAGAAACUCCCGAACAAAUAUCAGAAGGAAAAUGUUCAAAGUAGAUGACAUGUUAUCAAGAGUAGAGAAAAUGAAAGGAGAGCAAGAGUCUCACAGUUUGUCUGCCCAUCUACAACUCACAUUUACUGGUUUCUUCCAUAAAAAUGAUAAGCCAUCACAGAAUUCAGAAAAUGAACAAAAUUCUGUAACCCUGGAAGUACUGCUUGUGAAAGUUUGCCACAAGAAAAGAAAGGAUGUCAGUUGUCCAAUAAGGCAAGUUCCUACAGGUAAAAAGCAGGUGCCUUUGAACCCAGACAUCAACCAAAUAAAGCCAGGCAACUUCCCAUCACUUGCAGUUUCCAGUAAUGAGUUUGAACCCAGCAACAGCCAUAUGGUGAAAUCUUACUCAUUAUUAUUCAGAGUAACUCGUCCAGGAAGAAGAGAAUUUAAUGGAAUGAUUAAUGGGGAGACUAAUGAAAACAUAGAUGUCAAUGAGGAAAUUCCAGCUAGGAGAAAACGUAAUUCUUCAAAUCGUGAAGAUGGAGAAAAAACUUUUGUGGCACAAAUGACUGUGUUUGAUAAAAACAGACGCUUGCAGCUUCUGGAUGGGGAAUAUGAAGUAGCUAUGCAGGAAAUGGAAGAGUGUCCAAUUAGCAAGAAAAGAGCAACAUGGGAAACUAUACUCGAUGGGAAGAGGUUACCUCCAUUUGAAACAUUUUCUCAGGGACCUACACUUCAGUUUACCCUUCGUUGGACUGGAGAUACAAAUGAUAAAUCUACAGCUCCUAUAGCCAAACCUCUUGCAACACGUAAUUCAGAAAGUCUCCCUCAAGAAAACAAGCCUAGUUCUGUUAAACCUACUCAGACUAUAGCUGUGAAAGAAUCCUUGCCGACAGACCUACAAACAAGAAAAGAGAGAGAUGUUUUAAAUGAACCUCGGCAAAAGUUACGAAUAUUUUACCAGUUCCUGUAUAACAACAACACAAGACAGCAGACUGAAGCCAGAGAUGAUUUGCAUUGCCCAUGGUGCACAUUGAAUUGCCGCAAACUUUAUAGUUUACUCAAACAUCUUAAGCUUUGUCACAGCAGAUUUAUUUUUAAUUAUGUUUAUCAUCCAAAAGGUGCUAGGAUAGAUGUUUCUAUCAACGAGUGUUAUGAUGGCUCCUAUGCAGGAAAUCCUCAGGAUAUUCAUCGUCAGCCUGGAUUUGCCUUCAGUCGCAAUGGGCCAGUCAAAAGAACUCCUAUCACACACAUCCUUGUAUGCAGGCCAAAACGUACAAAAGCAAGUAUGUCAGAAUUUCUUGAAUCAGAAGAUGGAGAAGUGGAACAGCAAAGAACAUACAGCAGUGGACACAAUCGAUUAUAUUUCCACAGCGAUACCUGUUUACCACUCCGUCCUCAAGAAAUGGAAGUAGAUAGUGAAGAUGAAAAAGAUCCUGAAUGGCUGAGAGAGAAAACUAUUACACAAAUUGAAGAAUUUUCUGAUGUUAACGAAGGAGAGAAAGAAGUCAUGAAAUUGUGGAAUCUACAUGUUAUGAAGCACGGGUUUAUUGCUGACAAUCAAAUGAAUCAUGCCUGUAUGCUGUUUGUUGAAAAUUAUGGACAGAAAAUAAUUAAGAAGAAUUUAUGUAGAAAUUUUAUGCUUCAUCUGGUCAGCAUGCAUGACUUUAACCUCAUUAGCAUAAUGUCAAUAGACAAAGCUGUCACUAAGCUUCGAGAAAUGCAGCAGAAGUUAGAAAAAGGAGAAUCGACUACCCCAACGAAUGAGGAGUUUUCUGAAGAACAAAGUGGAACGACAAAUGGAUAUAGUGAAAUUAACACACGAGAGAGAGUUUCAGAAACAGAUAGUGUCUCAGGGGUCACAAAACAGAGCAAAAAACAAAAGCUCUGAAGGAAAAGCAAAUGCCAUUCAAUGGACAAACAUUGAAGUGAUGUUCUAGGGUGCAUGAGCUCUAUAAAGAAUUAAACAAAAAAUUACACAGGUUCCAAACAGGCACUGUUGGAUGGAUAUAAAUGAUUUCAACAAGGAUAUUGUUACAAAAGGUUCCUAUUGAGUUAAUUAUGCAAAUACUACAUGUAUAUCAGUUUUUGGUGAUGUAAUGACAAUAUUCUAAGAGUUUGAGCAUGAAGAGCAAUACAAAAAUCUUUUUGUAACUUUAGUAAUUAGUAUCUUAUGAACUCUACUGAAUUUACAUAAUUUAAAGUAUAUAUCAAACAGUUUUUUAUAUUAAGGUUUUUGCAUCUGUACCUGGCUGUUUUUCCUACCAUGAAAUUGUGAAACAUUGGGCAAGGGAAUUGGGACAUAAUUUACUUUUUUAUUUAGAAAUUCUCCAGUUAGCUUUUUGUGAAAUUAUACAACAUUAUUUAAAGUUUAACCUUGAUCCUUGUUUUUUGGAAUCAUUUAUCAAUUUAUGAUCAUCACAAACCACAAAUUGAUAUUUUUUUUACACUAACAUUGUAAAAGUUUGCAAAUUUAACAUAGCACUUCUUUGCCUUGUGCCUGUUUGGAAAGACCUUGACUUUUCACAUUACAGACACAGUGAUAUACCAUCUUGGCUUUUUGAGGUUACCGGCAGUUUGUUUUUUGUGGAUAAUUCUGAUGCAUUGAUCGACCAGUGUACCAUUUUAAACUUGAACAUUUAGCUACUUUCUAUUUUUAUUACACAUUUACACAGCUACAUAAGAACUAUCUGGUGUCUAACUCUUUUUUUUUAAAAGGGUUACAUCAUAGCGUGCCAUGCUAAGGCCCAGAGUCUACAGUCAGUAUGUAGUCAUUACUCUUAAUUCUCCAGUUGGAGUUAUGCCUACUGUUUUGCCUGAGCACAGACUGCAGGAUCAGGCCAUAAAUUUAGCUUGGGCUUUUGAGAUACCACUCUUCAGGAAAAAUGCACUGUAAAAUUGGACCAGAAAAUGUGUUGCACUUUUCAUGCAAGUAUUCUGUGAUGUAUUGUAUUCAAUACAGAUACUAAGACGCUGACUAAAAUAUAUUUGAGCAGUUUUGCACUGCUGUUAACACAUUUUAUGCAUAUGUUUACAGAUUUUUUUUCCAAUGGAAAGUGGUUUCACUACUGGUACAGUAUCAGCACCGAAGGGUUUAUUCAAGCAAGCACUGUGGUUGAGUGACAUCACCUCAAUUUUUUAUUAUCCUUAAGAUAUUGCAUUUUUCAUAUUCUUUAUUUAUAAAGGAACAAUGCUGCUGUAAAUACAGGUAUUUUUAAUUUUUUAUUUCAUUCCAUCACCAUAAGAUGCAUUUCCCUAUUUGUUUAAGGGAUAUAUAAGCUUUCUAAUGGUGUCUUCAGAAAUUUAUAAAAUGUAAAUACUGAUUUUGAUGGUCCUUAAAAUGUGUUUAACUGUGAGACUAUUUAACUAAUGGUGUGGAUGUGAUUUGUCAUCCAGUAUUAAGUUCUUAGUCACUGAUUUUGUGUAAAAAUAGGAAAGAGGGAAACUGCAGCUUUCAUUAAACUCUUUUGAUUUGUCGGCUCUGAGUUAUAGCAAACUCUAAUUAUGCCUCUGGGUAAGUACAUCAAGCAUUUCUCUCUGGCUUUAAUUUGCUAAAGCUGUGCACAUAUGUAAAAAAAAUAGAUUAUUUUAGGGGAAAUGUAGUUCUAGAUAUUGCUUAUGUCAUUUCUUAAGCAGUUAUGCUCUUAAUGCUUAAAAGAAGGCUAGCAUUGUUUGCACAAAAAGUUGGUGAUCCCCAAAAAAGUAAUGAAAUUACUUCUGUCCAGUAAACUUUGUAUGUCAUGUCAAUUUAUAAUAAAAGCUGAAAAAAUCCAUUUGUUUUCUAUUUAUAAUAAAGAUGCCUUUUCUAUAUGUACCCUUAAUGAGAUUUUGAAGAAAUCAUGUAAGCUGGUUAAAAAGCAUUUGAAUGGUACAGUAGAUGUAAAGAAACGAAACAACAAGUUUGGCUGUUUAAAUGAAACUUUUGUUUUUACAUUAAAUGUUUAUUUGAAAUCAGAUUUUGUACAUAAAGUUCAGUAAUAUAAAAUAUGCUAUCAUAUUUGUCCAGUCAUUGAGUGCAUGCAAAAAGAUCAUGAAUACCUAGUCUAAACAACAUACUUCCUCUUCAUUAUUCUUGGGAUCAUCUACAGUUUUCACCUGUCAGGUUAUUACAAUUCUCCUGUCUACAUUAGUUUUACAGUCAUGCAUCAUUGUGUUACGAAUGCCUUCCCCAUAAAAUCAGGAAUGAAAUCCCUAGUGGAUGUCAGGGAAUUUCUGGUUCUCAUCUUUUGAAAGUAUUCAGAAAAAAGCUUGAAUUUUUUUUUCUGUUGAUUCAUUGAUAGGUUUUAUUUCAUCACUUUUUGAGUGGGUAUUUGGGGUUGAUGGUGUCUGUUAAAUCAUUGCCAUUACAUUAUUUCAUGAGGCAAAAGAACAUUUAAGUUGGACAUGGUCUGAACCAUACCACUGUUGUGUAUUGUUACUUAUUAUAUUCCAGUUCUGAACAUAUCACAUACUGACUUCCAGGUCCUUAGUUAUGACUUAUUUUUUCUUUUGUCUGCAAAUAUUGUUUAAUUGGUGUGAACUUAUGAUCCAGAAGUACUUUAGUUGGACCUGAACUAAAACAAGCAACAUUCAGAAUCCAAAUUCUGAUUAUCCUCCCCCCCCAAGAAGAGUGUACUUAAUAGAGACUUGUCUAGUUUUUGGAAACUAAUUAGGCUGCAUGUUUUAAUAGGCAAAAUGCUGGAGUUGAAGAACUAUGAUUAUUGAAAUGGAUAUAAGGCUCAUCAAUCUAGUGGCUGUUGAAAGUGAGCGAGGGAAAAAAUAACCUAUUCUUCCCAUCGGAAUAAUUCACAUGAAACAACUGUUAACACUUCUUUGGUCUGGCUUAGGUUUAGGCAACUAGUUGAGAGCUAACCAACUGUAGAACCAUAAUUUCAUAUUGCAGCUUGUUAGAUAUGCCCAUUUAUUCAUCUAAAAAAAGGGGAUGGUUCCUUUAAGUUAACGUUUAAACUAUUUCUGCAUUUGCACUGUGUGUAUUAUACAUCUUGUGAUCUUUGUUUUAAGAUUGGGACUGGUGCUUGGUGGCCAUCUGUCCCAGAGAUGUCUGUCAAGGAAUAUCAGUUUAUGUCCAUCAGAAUUAAAGGUGCAGUGACAAUCCAAAGGUGUUGAAUAUAAUGGUGGUGUCUGUCAAAGUUUUCUCCUAAUCUGUAUAUUAAAGAUUUUAGAAGCUCUCACUUUGAAUAUACCGUAGUACUUAUCAGCUAUAUGCUUUGGUCUAAAUUUAGAGUAAAUUUCUCCUGGGAGUUAUUGAUGAGUGCUUCAGAUCUUGUUUGAUGUCUGAAAUAGUGAUGAUGCUGAGGAAAGUGCACAGGCUGGGGCAAGGGAGGGUAUCUCAUUGUAGAUACUAUUUAAGACAGGUUAUUUGUGAAAAGUUGGUAUUGUUACGUGAAGUAAACCUGUUGUGUCCAUUAAUGUCAUAAUCAGCAUACUUAUAUCAAUGGAAGAAUAAGUACAUUACUAGUAGUAGAACCAAGAUAUCAAGAUGUAGGUAUGAAAAGGCUGUCUGAAAUGCAAACAAAAGCUAGAAGUACAUAAAAGAAUCCUUCUGCUUUUCCAGGAGCAUACAACUUUGGAAGGCUCCAGUGAUGGUGAGAAGGGUAUCCUUAUCAUAAAGCAGGACCCUCAGCCUUAUAGGUUUGGAAUGGGCAUCUCUACCAGAGAAUGAGUGACUAGUAUUGGGGAACUAUACUUUGGCAUAGGUGGAACAAGAGGGGAAACUUUCAGUUUUGAUCUGGAUUGAUAUUGUGUCCUUGGAGAAGGGAUGUAAUUUGGUCCUAAUGACUGAGUGCUUUCUUUAAGAAGUUUAGCUCUUUCAAUUGGAGGCUGAAUACAGGUGUUCAGGGCCUGGUCUCACACCACAUCUAGAAGUGCUGAAAAUGAUAGAUUGUGGACAAACAGCUGAGUUAAGGAAAGGGCAGUGUGAGGCAGAGGCUUGAGGCUGAUGCAGAUAACCAAAUUUGAAGGACAGUCAGAAUAUUUUCCAGAUUAAUGCUGAUAGAAUGAUAUUGUGAAUCCUGGUUUUUUUUAAAGCAAUUAGUGUUAUAUUUGUCAAAUCAGCAAGAAUAUUUGGGAUUAAUUGCUGUAGGAAGAGCUUCCCUGAAUGGGUUGGAUUCUUCUCUAGAAGACGUGGUGACCUUUUUAAAAAAAAAAAAAAUUACAAAAAGGGUGCAAGUGGAACAGAUCACAAGUGCAAAAAAACCUCCAAACACUGUAGAAGAGAACUGUUAUACUGCAUAACAAGGCAGUGAAAUAAGGAUGUAUGUUAGUCAACAUGCCAGCAAAGGGAGGUGGACUUUCACACAGAAAGGAAUUAAGCAAAGCUGCUUCUUGACUCAUUGGAGAAGCCAAAUAAGAGUAAUCUCCAGAUGAUAGUCAACAUGAAAAGUUUUCAGAAGAGAUGGGGGAGAUGUUGCAGGAAAGGUUUGGUGUUUCAUCAGCAGUGAUUUAUAUGGGGAGGAAGAGUUAUGGGCAACAGUGGCUGAGCAAAUGGCAUGGGUGUAGUGAGGCAAUGUCUGGAGUAGGCUACAUCAAGUCCAUAGUGUUUAAUUUAGCAGUUUAGAAAUAGACCAUGAAACUAAGGGAGUCAGUUUGCAGAUGUAUAUAAUGAACAAGGCAAUUUAAGUAUACCACCACCUUUUAGUCUUGUGGAAUAUGAACUACCUGUGGUUAUAGGGAGAAAUUAUGCUUGUCUUGUUCUUCUGAACAGUAACGCUAAUAAGAUUAAAGGGAAGAAUCACCAGUUGUGUUCAUGAACACAAACCUGCUACCGAAAUAAGAAUGGUUUAACUCCAUAUAGAAAGAAUAGUAAAGCUGCACUUGGUCAGAGUAGACAUGGUUAUAUGUAGUUAUGCUAGUCAUCUGAUCUAUGGAAAUUAGUAUAGGGUUAAUCUAUACCUAGUUUGAACAGAUGCUGAGAUUUAUUCAGAAGGGGGCAACAUAAGCAGUGCUAACAAUUACUAGACAGGCACAAAGUUCAGCAAUCAAUUUUUAUUUUUUUAAAAAAAUUCACAAGACAACUGUCAGAGGUAUUAUAACUUCAGAGAACAUACUUUCAAAGUUUCAUAAGUUUAGUUUUCAUAAGUUUAGUAUUCAUAAGUUGUUUGCAUGAUUUUAGUAUUUAGAUGUAGAACACAUUUUGAAGCAAUUGCAAACGUCAAGCCUUCAAUCUACUGCAACCCUUAACUGUUUUGGAAAAUACUCGUGCUACAAUAAUAAGGUUCUUUAGAAAGAUUAACAGUACAGGUGAGUAUUUUGAUGUUUGAAGAGUACCUGAUGUGCUAGCUUUUGUAAGCAAUGACACAAUUUCUCAAGAAAAAGCUGGAAGAUGACAUUUUGGAUAAUGGCAAAAGAUGGGUUUUAACAUUAAUUACUUUAAAUCAUGAAGUAGAUUAAGACUGAUUUAACCUCCAUUAAGCCUUUCUUAAAAGCUGGAGAGUGAGAACUUGCAGUAGUGCAGGGACUAAUUUACCAUUCCAGCCAUUUCUCCAGUGUUGUAAAAAUGUAUCACAAAUUAAUUUUUUUAAGCUGGCUUGCAGUAUGUACUGUGAACAAGCUGACACAACUACGUCAUGCAGGCGUAUAUUCAGCUGUGUAAAUAGAAGUUCCAUAUAAUGUAUCAUCAUUUUAUAUUUUGAUAGUUACCUAUUCUUGCCAGCCCUUUGACAAAGUGGGAGGCAUACAUUUGUUUCUUACAGUGAGUAGAAUUUUUCUUUAAACAGAGGUUUGGCUCUAUUUUUGCUUGAAAUUAAGCUUUUAAUAAAGUUACUCAAUGUACCUACUACCAAACAUCUGGACUCAGGGAAAUGGGUCAGUAAUACACAGUGGAUAAGGCAUGGGCAUAUAAAACAGACGUGUUCUGCCAACUUCAGCGCUAACUGUACUAUUGCCAAGUUGUAAUCUCUGUUCUUCUGUAAAUAGGAAUACUCUCAGAAUAGUCUUCAAAAGCACCUUCCUACAUAACACUACAGUAUGUUAAACUAUACUAUGUUCAAGUUGCAUUAGAUCAGUGAUCUAUCUAAUCUAGUACAUUAAAUGUCAUCAACUGCUUCGAAGAAAUAAUCUUUCACUUAACCUGUUAAACAGUUUGUUCCUAAUCCCCCAUUAACAGUUUGUACAAUGAUAUACAACACUUUUGUAAGUGAAUAUUGUUACCUGUUGCUAAUAUUCUAAUUCUCACUAUCUUUUCACAGUAAAUCACAAUCUAGUUCUGUGGUGCUUGAGUGCAGGUUUUUGGUAUCUGCUUGAAACUUCUACUUUUUGCUUACUGUUAAAAUACUACUUGUGUAACAAAAAGGGGAAUGAAUAAAAGCUGCAACUUUAGUUCUUCCCACUUCUAACAUGUUCUCAGUGAUUAAUCCCUCCCCUCUGAGUUUCUUCCGUGCCCCUAAUUGUGACCUGUCUUAAAAUCAACUUGCUUCUCCUAUAUCCUUUAAGGUAAAGUGAAGAUAGGAAAAGUGCACAUAAUCCAAAUGGGGUAAUUUUGACACUAGCAUAUUAGGCACCUGUAGCUACCGUAGCCAUGAGUAUAUUUAAAAGAAAGGAAUAGGGCAAGAUCUUAUGACUGUGUUGUAUAAAAAAAAAAA
Messenger RNA from Pelodiscus sinensis (Chinese soft-shelled turtle), 8710 nucleotides. Lineage: Eukaryota; Metazoa; Chordata; Testudines; Trionychidae. The record is from RefSeq and is a predicted model, not a curated record.